GGAUGUGUCCAAGGAAUGGGAGGCAGAGGAAUCGGAAAUCAUGUAUCGCGAGCAGAACGGCUUGUCUUUCGUCGAGACGCAGUAAUAAAACUGGUAUGACAUAUGUCAUACCUCCCUUGAUCUGUACCUGAGAUGAAAUUUGUUAGCGCAAAGUGGUGAUUGUCUCGCUCCUAAAGUGUCAAUCAGAAAGCCAACGCACUGUCCAGUAUGCUUGGAAUAUUUCUACAUUCGACGCAUGCUCCCGAGAAAGUGAUUGAGACAAUGUCAAGGAUGGGUCUCUCGAUAUCCGUUGAUGCUAUACACGAUGCAAUUUGUGCACUGUCAGCGGAAUCCUGUCGCGCGCUGCAAUACCUGGGCGCGAGACUUCAGAACCAGAAUAGAUGAUCCACGCGUACCAUAACCUAAAAAUUCCACGAUGUAAACCUGAGGAAUUUCUUAGGUAUUUCUAUCAAAUAUUCCAUUUGUUUCACAGUCUGCUGAGCACGGCGUGGUCUGCCGCUGUGGCUGGCAAUUGUUUACAAGUGUUUUCUGCCAGCCGCUGUGGGGAGAGAGAGGAUUAAAGUUG
Molecule: messenger RNA, 565 nt
Organism: Suillus subaureus
Lineage: Eukaryota; Fungi; Basidiomycota; Agaricomycetes; Boletales; Suillaceae
Exons: 2
Coding region: 208-384 (58 amino acids)
Source: RefSeq, a predicted model, not a curated record